AUGAUAUCUUUGAGUCAACUAAAAGCUAAGAAUUUUUUAGUUACGACUGCUUCGAAGCACUACAAAGUACCUGAAAUAGAAGAACCUAAACCAAAAAAAAAAUAUUAGAAUUUGGCAAAAAUCCAAUUCAAGUUCUAAAUAGAAGAUGAAGAUUAUCAUUCAGUUUUGAAGGAGAUUGUUCAAAUGUAGAAAAACAAAUUUCCAUUGAUGCCCUUGCAUUUGCAUUAGAAACCAAACCCAUCGAUGAAGGGGUUAUCAAUAGGUAGAAUCACAAAUGGAUAGGAAAUAUAAAGACCAAUGACUUUAGAAGAUUGCAGAACUACAAUAAAAACGUAGAAGAUGAGCAGAGACACACAUAGAGAUACAAGUCAACCUAUUUUGGAAGAAUUCAAUAAAUAAUUAUCUAGUACUAAGAUAAAGGAGAAUUAACCAGCAAAAGUAUUUACUGAUAGAAGUAAAUCAAGUAAGUUGCAUAUGGGAUCAACUUUUUAACAUUUCUAAAAUUAGACAUAGUAAUUUGAAGUAGUUUUUGAUAACAAUCAGCAGUCAUCUCAAUUAAAGAAGAGAAUAACGUAGAAAUAAUUUAAUCUCUACAAAAACAGGAAGAUUGCAACACCUAAUCUAUCUUUGUAAUUCAAAUAGCUAAAGGAAAAAGAACAAGAAAUGGAAAAGAGACUUCUUUAAGAUAUGAGGAAGGAAUUUGAUAGGGAAUAUGUUGAAAAAUUACCCUGA
Molecule: messenger RNA, 732 nt
Organism: Paramecium tetraurelia
Lineage: Eukaryota; Ciliophora; Oligohymenophorea; Peniculida; Parameciidae
Exons: 2
Source: RefSeq, a predicted model, not a curated record